AUGAACAAUAUUAAAAGAAAAAAAACCGUAAACACUCUAAUAGAACGCCACCCAAGCUAUCAACUCUGA
Messenger RNA from Caenorhabditis briggsae, 69 nucleotides. The coding region runs from base 1 to 69 and encodes 22 amino acids. The record is from RefSeq and is a predicted model, not a curated record. Lineage: Eukaryota; Metazoa; Nematoda; Chromadorea; Rhabditida; Rhabditidae. The transcript has a single exon.